Molecule: messenger RNA, 897 nt
Organism: Cokeromyces recurvatus
Lineage: Eukaryota; Fungi; Mucoromycota; Mucoromycetes; Mucorales; Mucoraceae
Exons: 2
Source: RefSeq, a predicted model, not a curated record
AGAAAAUUACUUUUUGAUAGUUGUAUCAAUCAAGCUCACCGCCAUAUUAAAUCUAACAUCAUACAGACAUGUGCUGCCGUGAGGGAUAUCACAGUUAGAGCCAAAAUUUUUGUGAAUUACUAUGUCUUGUUGAACCCAAGUGGACAAGUCCACAAUGGUAUCUUUAAGAAAAACUUUUGGUACAGCAUGUGUCAACUGAUAAACAGCCAAAGAAUCACAAACCAGAAAGACAUACCAGCCGAAUUAAUUAAUAUUUGGAACGAUUUUCAUAACAGAUACAGACAUGCCAAAGUGAAUAUCACACUUCUUCCAGGUGCCAGUCAGUGUAUCUCAGAAGCAUGCACUGAAAUCGAAACGCUGUAUAAUAACAUGAUUGUCGAAACAUUCGAGCUUAAGCUUCUGUCUUUUCUUCGCUACAAGGUCCAAAUGCUAUUACCGAAUGUCACAAAACGCUCUGUAAUUGAUUCAAUCUCUCGUGAAUACUGCUACCAAUUCAUUUGCCAAGGGAACUCUAUCUGGCCUGAAGAUGACUGCAUAAAUGAAGGAGUAAAAACAGUCAUCCGCGAUAUGUGCAUACCUUUCAAGCAGGCACUAAACAGAAAAGUUACCUUGAACGAACUUGCAAAAGAUCCAGGUGCAUUUGUCCAAUUUUUAUUAUUUCUCAAUGCCGGAUUGGAGCGCGAAAUCGAAGAACAUAAUCCUUACGAUGUGAGGCGACUCCCACUGCCAAAGCUCAUUUCGGUGUUACCAAAAGCAUCAGCACAUUGGAGAUCAAUCACAAUAAGUGUGAACGCUUUAUCAUGUUUUACAAAAACGUCACUGCCACGGGGAUUUCAAAGACAGCUAAGAUUGUUUUAUGAUGUUUUCAAUUUUGGGAAACUGCGAUACAGAGAGUGA